AUGCCGGUGAAACGUAAAGCUUCUGCUGCCAGAAUUACUCCUGUGGAUCCAUCAGAAGAAUUCUCGACUCCAGUGACAAAACGGCAGCGCACAACUGGGGCCGAGGCGACACGCAGAUCCAGAAGAUUGAGGGCUCGAAUCCUUCCACCGGGUACGAACCUUAAUAUUAAUCUUCUUCCAACGGAGAUAUUGGUCUGUAUAUUUAAGGAAUAUCUCCAAGGGAUAUCUGACGAUUCGAAUUCUUCCUUUGGGUCACCACUUGAGUCGGUGUGUGUUCUGGGUCACGUCUGCCAAAAAUGGAGGAACUUUCUUACUUCAGUCUUUGAUGACCGGAGAAGUACAAAUGACAACCAGGGUGUUUCGCCCGGACCCCAGACGACGAGUCCAGCAACUGUAGCUAAGAUUGCAACUGAGUACAAGAUAAAGAUGCUGGUUAUAUCAGUGUUUACCGGAGACUCGAAGGAUAUAUUCAAGCUCGACUCAAAGCUUCGCUCCAAGAAUCGCAGGGAGUUGGCGAUCCGCAAUCUCUGUCUCAUGGGUAUCAACCAUCAUUCAGCAGAAUUUAUCUUAACAAGUAAAUUCAAUGGACUACAAUCUAUCACGAUUAUGCACACCGAAACCAAUCGCAUUUGUCAGAUUCUGUCAAUAAUGAAGACGCCCAUUAUCUGCAAAAAGCUUAUAAUUCAUGGGUCAUGUAUAUCUACAUCAGAUAUGAAGACUAUUAGAUAUAGAAUUUAUACUCGGGAUAUCAGCAUCAACGCCAAGUCAGCCAUGGGAGACCUACCGAGUCGACACAGGAUCUCACGUCAAAUUUGUUGUCCUGUGAACUUCGAGCACCGCAAAUUUAAGUCAUUUCCGCCUCCACUCGAGAAGUUAACUGUGUCGGACGCCAGCGCGUUUGCGAUCAUCGAGCUUGGCCUAGAUAUUCACGAUCUCCGCGAGCUGAGCGUAGGGAUAGUAGCAUUCAACGGCAACGAGAGGCGCUGGCAUGGUACCCAAGAAACGAGGUUUUGGAGUGGCUUGCUCCGAGCGGGGGAGAAACUGGAGAAAAUAACUAUCAGUGGGUUGACUUGCGUGGAGGAUAUCACAGAUCUUCCUGAAGCGCUGGAAGAGAUGAACCCGGAGUGUGAAAUCACAUUUAGCGGGAGCAUUCCAGGCAACGUGAUCAGAGAGUUGAAGAAGAAAAUUCAGAUGAUGGAACUCGUAAGGGUGAAUUAUGGGGAGUAA
Molecule: messenger RNA, 1227 nt
Organism: Morchella sextelata
Lineage: Eukaryota; Fungi; Ascomycota; Pezizomycetes; Pezizales; Morchellaceae
Exons: 3
Coding region: 1-1227 (408 amino acids)
Source: RefSeq, a predicted model, not a curated record